Messenger RNA from Sphaeramia orbicularis (orbiculate cardinalfish), 712 nucleotides. Its product is annotated as cytosolic carboxypeptidase 4-like. The transcript is spliced from 5 exons. The annotation marks the transcript as partial. NCBI's taxonomy places the organism in Eukaryota, Metazoa, Chordata, Actinopteri, Kurtiformes, Apogonidae. The record is from RefSeq and is a predicted model, not a curated record.
CACACAACACACAGAACACACAACACACAACACUCACAACACACAGAACACACAACACACAGAACACACAGAACACAGAACAUAGAACAUAGAACCACAGAGCAGGGAUUCCCUCUGAUAGUGAGAGGAAAAGGAUUCACACACACACACACACACACACACACACACAAGUACACACAUAUAUACACACACACUUCUAGCAUGUUCAAAUAUGGACGCAGUAAUUUUACGUGGAAUGGAACACUUAAAGAACUGGAGAGAACCAACACAGGAGUGUACAGAGGUUCAGGUUCAGAGGGACGACGCUUCAUGAUGACGGCCCCGCCCACUUCAUCCAGUGGAUUAGAGGUCCUCCUGUCCACCCUGCAGAAUGUGGGGGAUGUGGACAGCACCAUCAACAUCCUGAACGUCCUGGAUGAACUCCUGUCAGCAGGUUCAGACCGUCGGAUCCUCUACAUGGUCUCUAAAGGUGCCAGUGAGUCCCUGCUCUCAGCUCUGGUCCACAUCGGUCUCAGUUUCAGUCCAGACUACAGAGUCCUGCUGCCACUGCUGCACCUGCUGGCCAAAGUGGGACACAGAGAUCCUCGUAUCGGUGCUAAGGCUCAGUCUGCUGGUGCAGUUCUUCUGACUCUCAAACUCCUCAGACACAACCUGGGUCAUUCCAGGAGGAUGGCGGCUUUUCUCUGGGUCCUGCAGGUCUACUGCUCCUCAG